GACUGGGCAGCGAUAAUCGGUCGGGUCGGUCAGCAGCUGUCAAGUGGUAACGGGAGUCGGGUUUUUCCAGCACUUUUCGGCGAUCGGCCGCGAUUCGACCGACUCGGUGAGAGCAGGCCGACGCCCCCUGAGUGCGGUCCGUCGGCUACAAGGUCCGCGAGUGCUUUGAUGCAAACACGGUCGUCAACAUGAGUUUCUUCUUUGGUAAUCGGUCGUCGAAAACUUUCAAACCAAAGAAGAACAUCCCCGAGGGCACGCACCAGUAUGACUUGAUGAAACAUGCCGCGGCCACCCUGGGUUCGGGAAACCUGCGGAUGGCCGUGAUGCUGCCCGAGGGCGAGGACCUCAACGAGUGGGUCGCCGUCAAUACUGUGGACUUUUUCAACCAGAUUAACAUGUUAUACGGCACGAUCACCGAGUUCUGCACAGAGGAGAGCUGUGCCAUCAUGUCGGCCGGGCCUAAAUACGAAUACCACUGGGCCGACGGGCAGUCGGUGAAAAAGCCCAUCAAGUGCUCGGCGCCCAAGUAUAUCGACUACCUGAUGACCUGGGUGCAGGACCAGCUGGACGAUGAGGCGCUGUUCCCUUCAAAAAUAGGUGUUCCUUUCCCGAAGAAUUUUCUUACAAUUGCCAAGACAAUCCUGAAGCGGUUGUUCCGGGUGUACGCGCACCUGUACCACCAGCACUUUUCGGAAGUGAUGCAGCUUGGCGAGGAGGCGCAUCUCAACACGUCCUUCAAGCACUUCAUCUUUUUCGUACAGGAGUUCAGCCUGAUCGACCGGAGAGAGCUGGCUCCGUUGAUGGAACUGAUCGAGAAGCUCACGAACAAGGAGGGACGCUUGUGAACGCUUUCAUAUCUUGUGAUUCGUUUCUUACACUUUGCUGUCGGCGAGGAAAACAGGAAAAAAGAAAACACGCAGCUUUCCGACACGUACCGACUCUUUCGCAGUGAUCUAUAUAAUUCUACCGUGUACAAUUCGCCUGCCAUCGUCUUACUGUUCUUUUAAGUGUUAAGCACAACUUUCAAACCAAAUAAUUUCGUCGUAACGCAACUGAUAACCGCAAUUAUUAAGUACUAUAGACAUAAAAAAGGGUAAUAACGGUUUUGCACUCGGAUAUUUUUGUGGAGCGAUUUCAUACUAAACUUGCUAGUCGAAAUUGUCACGCAACCAGUGCCUCCUGAAGUCUCAAAAAAUUGUCCCUCGACCACUGGAUACAAUAAGUAACAAUUAAAGUGCCUACUUUCGGUCUACAAGCAAAAACCCAGGAAAGCAGCAGCUUAGAAGAGAGCAUCCCUUUCGUUUCUUCAAACCCGCUACGCAAUCGAGCCAGUCGUGUAUUUUGAUACAAAAUAUCAUUCCGUGUUUGCAAAAUUGUGGUCUCGUCGAGCACCCUCCGCUCUUCAAGACGACCACGAUGAUGAUGUUGUCCAGGCAGCAAUCCGUGUACUAAAUAUUUAUAUCAGGCCCGUCUGUUGGAUCUUACACAUGUGUACAUACUUAAGUUAUUUUGUCCCCUCCCAGCGACAUCCCUUUCGGUGCUCGAGAGAAAGGACGCCCUGAUUGUUGAGUUAUUAGAUUUGUAGCUUCUCUGGCUAACAAUCUGUUUGGUUUGUGACGGUGUGGCGCAAAUUCCGGCCGGAAUCUCUGACAAACCGUCACAAGUUAUUAAUAUAUAUUUUCCUGCCAAAAUAAAGACGGAUUUCGCAUAAAAA
Messenger RNA from Cloeon dipterum, 1714 nucleotides. RefSeq names its product MOB kinase activator-like 1 (gene mats). The transcript is spliced from 6 exons. The coding region runs from base 189 to 845 and encodes 218 amino acids. Gene Ontology annotation, biological process: hippo signaling; positive regulation of protein phosphorylation. The record is from RefSeq and is a predicted model, not a curated record. Gene Ontology annotation, molecular function: protein kinase activator activity. Lineage: Eukaryota; Metazoa; Arthropoda; Insecta; Ephemeroptera; Baetidae. Gene Ontology annotation, cellular component: cytoplasm; nucleus.